GCGUGCGUGCGCGUGUGUGGGGCUGUUAUAUAAAACCCUCUCCAUGGUGAGCUCGCUCUCACUGCGACAUAGCUCAGGUGUCUGAGGCAACAGCACAGAAGAGGUUGAGACAGACAGACGGACACAAUAAACGACUGCACGACCUUUGCACAAAUAUUUCCUUGACUAGCACCCAUGGCUCACAACCUGCUCAAAAACCCCAACGGGGAAGAGGAGCUGGAGUUCUGGGAGCUGACAGAGAAUGGGGGGAGCGCUUGGAAAGUAGAAGAACUACCGGGCGAUUGCGGCUACGAUUUCUGCAAAGAGGAAGUCACAAAGUACUUUGCGACGUCCUUUGAACUGUGUCUCAAGAAGCAGGAGGUGGAUCUCCUGGCAGACGGCUAUACUGCAGAGGUGCUCGACUCCCAGCCAACCAUCACAGUAGAGGAUUGGUACUGCGGGAGGACCGACUGCGGCUGCACCUAUGAGAUCACUGUGUGUCUAUUGGACGAGAACCAGGAAGUUCUGCAGGAGUUCAAGCCCGACCCGGUGAUCCUUGACCCGGACACGGAUGACGGGUGUUCAUGGAAACAGGUGAGCCACACCUUCUCAGAGUACGGCCCCGGACUGCGAUUCAUCUCCUUUGAGCACGGAGGACAAGACGCCAACUUCUGGGACGGAUGGUUUGGAGUCCGGGUCACUGGCAGUUCAGUCACAUGCAACGUCUGAGCAAUGAACUGGGGGGAGAGGGAGGGAGGGGAGAAAGGAAGUAGGGACGUGAGGAGGAAGAAUGGGAGGUGGGGAAUUAGGUAGGGAAAGAGACGAGGUGAAAGGGACAGGAAGGAAAAAAAUAAGAGAAGGAAAUGAGAGGAAUCAGAUGGUAGGUGAAGGAUAGUCCAGACUAGAGAGGUGCCCUUGAGGAGUGGUGUGGUCAGAGGGUGUGAGAUGGGGGACUGUGGUUUAGGAACUGAAGAUCUCUGAAAGGCUUCUCAGCUUGCCGGCGUAAACUGUUGUCUGUAGUCCGCUGACCACUGACAUGACUGUCCCAGCCUUGCUUGAAUCAUAAGGCAGUAUAGACAUACUGUUAUGUUGGGGGAUGCUAUUAUACUGAAGCAAGCAAUCUUUAGAAAUCUGACCCUAUGGGGAUUUUCUGGGAUGACCAAAAAUCCAUGAAGCUUUGCCAGAUUUUCUCCUAAUCACUGCUUGCAAUUUAGUUAUUUUAUCCGCCAACUACUAACUACUUGCUACGCAAGACUAUAUUUUAACUUUUUUGUUUCUCCUUAAUUAAUGUCAUUAAUGCAAAUUAACUUUAAAAUGAUCACAUCCAACUGCUCAUUGCAUCUUCAAAUUAUUUAUAGAAGAGUUUGAUUUCAUUGCUGUAAAAUUGUAUUGACAUUGAACAAGUUUGAACUGGUUUACUGGUGUACUGGACCCCCACUGUGUGGACCCCAACUCAGCAGCAUAAACCGUUAAGCAUCCAUCACUGUGUUUUAUUCUGGCGUACACAUUAAAAGGUGUUAAAGAAUUCAGUGUAAUAUGAGUACAAUAUGCUCUCAGACAGAGAGUGAGCUAAACAUAUCCUGUUCACUCCUGUAUCCUGAGGUUCUGCUAUGAUAAGAGAAGGGGCCUGUUCAACAUCUUGGAUACAUGCAUAAUGAAAAAGAAACACUUUGGCUGGAGCUUUAAGUUGCAUACCCCUAAAUAACUGUAUUGGUAGAAUUAUUUGUAUCACAGGUGGGCACAUGCGUGUGCUACUUGACAAAAACAUGAAGACUGGCAUUUAUAUUGUUCAGCUAUCACAUGUUUGAGGAUGAACAAUCAAAAAGCAACCCUUGAACUACGCAAUUAUUGAACACAGGCCUGUUUUCAUUUCAACAACAAGUUUCAUUACUAGUAACAGUAAUCGAAAAUAUAUAUUUUAUUUAGCAAACUUUCUUUGUGGAAAGGUUAAUGAAAUGAUAAAAGAAUUCCCAGUUUUA
This is a messenger RNA of Gadus morhua (Atlantic cod), 1958 nucleotides long. RefSeq names its product F-box protein 2 (gene fbxo2). Bases 175 to 708 code for a protein of 177 amino acids. Gene Ontology annotation, molecular function: ubiquitin protein ligase activity. The record is from RefSeq and is a predicted model, not a curated record. The transcript has 6 exons. Gene Ontology annotation, biological process: SCF-dependent proteasomal ubiquitin-dependent protein catabolic process; ERAD pathway; glycoprotein catabolic process. NCBI's taxonomy places the organism in Eukaryota, Metazoa, Chordata, Actinopteri, Gadiformes, Gadidae. Gene Ontology annotation, cellular component: SCF ubiquitin ligase complex; cytoplasm.